UUAACUUUCAGGUUUUAGUUCUGUUUAGUUUGAGUCUGCUGUACCUUGGAGGGUCUGAAGUCACAUCAUAUGAGUGUUUUUUAGAGAGAGGGAGUGGUUUUGCUAUUCUACAUGUGUGGUUAUAUGUAAAAAGUGUAACAUUGGAUAUUUGAUUGAUUAACUGAAUUUUCAACUUGAUGAGCUGUCACAAUGGGGUUUUGAAGCAAUGAAGAGGCAAACUAGAAAAAAUCUUGCUGUGUUGCUCUUGGGAGAAACUGCAGGUCUGGUACAUGCACAAAUUCUGUAGUGAGGGUUUGUGUGUGUGACUCAACAGAGAGAAAUGUAACAGCUCAACCACCAACAUUAAGGGAAAACCUUCCUCCUCUUUGAUUUAAAAAAUUUUGAAGUCAAAGCAGUCAUCCAUAUAAAGUUGCUCAAGAACAUAAGGUAACUUUUUGAACUGAUGCCAAUUUUACAUUUGUGGAGUGGGGAGAAAAGUUAUUCAGGGCUAAAACAUUGCUGGUUUUUGAAUUUUACAUUUUACAGUUAUGACUCUGAUGUCAGUGUAACAUUUCUCAGGGUCUAUGUUUCUACAUCCUCUGCUACCUUCAGAACUGAGACCUUUUAUUUUGAAUGUUAGCUAGGGAAAGGUUUGUAUUGCUUAAAAACUUCAGAAAACUACUAAGGGUGAGUGAGUGCUAGAAAAGAACUGUACUCCUCUUUGGUAAACUGAAGAGUGGUAAUUAGUAGGAUAAAUAUCUGAAUGUUCUGUUAAAUCACAGAAUCUGGUAACAGAAUUAAGUUAUUCCAGCUGGAGUGUAUCAAAUCUUUCACGUGGUCAAGUCCACUACUUGAAAUAAGAGCAGAAGGUCAAGUCAUUAAUUUGUAAAUGCUUGUUAAUAAUUUUUACAACCUUGCACAUAAUUGAGAUGCUUCAGAGCUCAUUAAAACUAGCAACAAAAGGGCUGGAAAGAAUUCCAUCAUCUUUCCAUUGCUGGCAACAUAUAAUUCAAUAAUGGCAUAAAGUCUGUAAACGUAAUUAGAAGAAUUUCACAGUUUGCUCGUGUAAAAUUCUUCCCUGCUCUAUUGUUCAGCAAAAGGCACUUGGCUGAAUGGAAUAGACAUUUUCUGGUGGGUGGCUGCUUUGGAAAACCACGUGGUGUGGAGAGAGUUAAGGUGAGUUAAGGGGUGGUGGAGGAAACACCUGUGCUCAGAGGCAGCUCUGUGGAAGUGGGUGGUGCUGGGAGAGAGUGUUGGGACAGCUGUACCCAGCACAUCAGGCUGGGCUUUGCUCCACAGUCAGCAGCAUGAGAGAUCAAAUAGACCUUCUGGCCACAGUCACAGUUCUGGGGGUCCUGGAGCAAGGCUAUUUUGCAAUGCAGGUGAUCUACGCCCGUCGGAAGUACAAGGUUUCCCCUCCCGAAACCACGGGGCACCCUGAAUUUGAGCGGACCUUCAGAGCUCAGGCAAACUGCUCAGAGUACUUCCCAAUCUUCAUUUCCCUCCUCUGGGUUGCUGGAAUCUUCUUCCAUCAAGGUGUGACUGCAGUGUGUGGGCUGCUCUACCUCUACACCCGCCUCAGGUACUUCCAGGGCUAUGCCGGGGCUGCACGGGGACGGUUGGGACCACUGUAUGCCAGUGCCUGGCUGCUCUGGCUGCUGCUGGGGCUGGCACUGGCUGGGCUCCUGGCACACUUCCUGAGGCCCACAUGGAUGGCAGCACUGGUGUGGCCUCUCCAGCUCCAUGGGGCCUGGUGAGAGGGGCCACAGCUCCCCCAAACCCCACUGUCUGCCCCCGGCACAGGGGAGCCAGUCAUGUGGCACCAUCAGAGAGAGAAUGUUUCCCUGGCUCUGCAUUCCCUGCAGAAGGGAGAUGGAUGCUGGCACUCCUCUGCUCUUCAGAGAUAAUUUCCCUUCUAGAAAGCAAAUGCUUUCCAGCCCCUGCUCCUGCUGAGGAGCUUCACUGCUGGGCUUUGUAGCACUGUCUGCUCCAAAAUGCCUCUGGCUCUGCCUCAUGGAGCACAGAUUGACCCACAUGCUGUCGUCUCUCCUCCUUACUGCUGUAAUGAUCUAUGUUGAAG
Messenger RNA from Agelaius phoeniceus (red-winged blackbird), 2059 nucleotides. Its product is annotated as leukotriene C4 synthase-like. Gene Ontology annotation, biological process: leukotriene biosynthetic process. NCBI's taxonomy places the organism in Eukaryota, Metazoa, Chordata, Aves, Passeriformes, Icteridae. Gene Ontology annotation, cellular component: membrane; nuclear envelope; endoplasmic reticulum. Gene Ontology annotation, molecular function: enzyme activator activity; glutathione transferase activity; glutathione peroxidase activity. The record is from RefSeq and is a predicted model, not a curated record.